Molecule: messenger RNA, 10754 nt
Organism: Telopea speciosissima
Lineage: Eukaryota; Viridiplantae; Streptophyta; Magnoliopsida; Proteales; Proteaceae
Exons: 50
Coding region: 114-10697 (3527 amino acids)
Biological process (GO): protein retention in Golgi apparatus; protein targeting to vacuole
Cellular component (GO): extrinsic component of membrane
Source: RefSeq, a predicted model, not a curated record
GCUGACCUUAGCGCUCUGUCCUUCUUGUUCUGGUUCCGGCCAUGGCUGUCUGUACAUCAAACCUUCGUCUGGUGUGAGCGCCCUUUUUUGGAUAUUCUUAGUGAUUCGUCGCGAUGUUCGAAGGGCUGGUUCGUCAGUUACUGCUCGGUUAUCUGGGUCGAUACGUCAAAGAAAUCCAGAAAGAUCAGCUCAAGAUCGGCUUAUGGAGCGAAGAAGUUUUAUUGGAGAAUGUUGAACUAAUUCUUGAAGCUUUUGAUUACCUCCAGUUGCCUUUUGCAUUAAAGCAAGGUCGUGUUGGGAGAUUAAGCAUCAAAAUUCCAUGGAAAAAGCUUGGUUGGGAUCCCAUUGUAAUUGUUUUGGAGGAUGUCUUUAUACGUGCCUGCAGGCGUGAUGACAAUGAGUGGGCUUUGGAUUCAGUUGUUAAAAGAGAAUAUGCUGGAAAAAAGGCCAAACUUGCUGCUGCAGAGUUGGCAAAAUUAUCAGGGCGCGUGUGUGAUAAUAAGGCUGGGCAGUCUUUUAUUUCAUACAUGACUGCAAAGAUUCUUGAUGGCAUCCAGUUGUCCAUCAACAAUGUUCAUGUCAUGUAUAUUGAUGAGCAAACUGACAUGGAAUGGUUUGUAUUUGGGUUGAGGCUUUCCAGUCUGAUGAUAAUGAAGCAGAAUAUUGUUGGGUCAUCUCUUGGUAUACUUCGAGGAGGUCAAGUCAACAAGAUUGUUGAGAUUUCAAGUCUUGAAAUUUAUUGUAGCACAAUUCCCGGAUCUCUGAGUAGUAUUGAUAUUGAGAACAUUGGUGACUCUAAGGUGCUUACUGAUCCAGUAUUGGGAUAUGAAAAAUGUGAUUACAUACUAGCCCCACUUGAUGUAGCAGUUUCUCUUGUGGUAAACAGAUCUGGAAAGAUUGAGAAUGGUGCGCCGCAGUAUUCCAUUACUGCUGAAUUAACUGCAUUGGUCAUUGUAUUGAAUGAGAUUCAGUUACAACAAAUCUUGAUUCUUUGGGAUUAUUUAGACAAUUGUCAGCUGAGAAAGAGAUAUGGACGUUAUCGGCCUUGGUCUAAUCUUUUAUCACAAAAAUAUAAGGGUUGGCAAAGAAUGUGGUGGCACUAUGCACAAGAAUGUGUCUUGUUAGAGAUCCGUAGAAAAUUAAGGAAAACUUCCUGGAGAUAUCUUGGAUGGCGAAUAAGUAGUCGCCGGAAAUAUGUCAACUUAUAUAAGAGAAAACUUGAUUUUCUUCAGCGAGAUCAGGCUGUCAGCGACGAUAUUCUUUCGGAGUUGGAGUUGUUGGAGAAAGAAUCUGAUGUUGAUGAUAUCCUGAGCUAUAGGUCUAUUGCAGAACAGGAGAUGCAGGAGAGUCCACUGAGUCUUGCAUCCUCCAACAUGGUUCCAACUGGUUCCAAUAGUACUGUUGAGAAGCAGCAAAAUGACGAGACUUCAUCAGGCAGGUCCCGCGGAUGGCUGAACUGGUUGUCUCUUGGUGUGCUUGGUGCUGGUGGAGCAGCAGAUUCCAGCCAAUUCUCUGGUGUUGUUUCUGAUGGAGUUAUCAAGGAUAUCUAUGAGGCUACAGAGUUCCAUCCACCACCUUCACUUGAUGGUGUUUCAACAAUAAAAGAUAAAACCUAUUUCUCGUCAUUCAAGUUCAACAUUCAUCAAAGUACUGCUACACUAAAGAGCAAGAGGGAUGGCAGGGAGACGGUUCAGUUGACUUUUGAUGGAGCUAUUAUUGAAUGUAAGCUUUGGAAUGACUCUGCAACCAUCAUUGCAUCACUUAACUCCAUGAUGUUGGUCAACCCUUGUUCAAAUAAUGUCAUUUUGCUUAGCAAAAAGGUUAAUGGCGAGACAAAUGCAUUGGAGAUUGCACAACCUUGUGUCUCUGUCCAAGUUGAUACGUCACCAAUUGACCAUGACCUUGAAAUAUCAUUGAAGGUUCUACUUCAACCAAUCGAAGUUACUUUUGACAGGGAUUUUUUUGUUAAUCUUCUGGAUUUCUGUUACAUUUUGCGGUCCUUCCAGUUUCAUCAUGAACGAGUUCUUCUGUCACUCAAUGGCUUUGAAGAUACUGACAUUCGACUGUUGUCAAAAGCUGAGUACAUCUUGUUAAAUCACACAAAAAUUAUAUGGGAUGUCAAUUUCAGUGAUGUGAUCAUAAAAUUUCCGUGGAAAAAUGUUGAUUCUGGAUCACUAAUAAUGAUUUUGGAGGUUGGGGUGGUUCGCUUUAGAUCUAGGAUGGAGAUGCAUUCCCCUGCAUCAAGCGUCGAAGGUCUGCAUAGUUAUUUUUCCUCAGACGUCCUAAGAUCUACUUCAAUCAAUAAUAAAUCACCAAAUAUCCGUCUUCAAGAUCUCUAUGAAUGCUUUGAGAUUUUUUUGACUGAUUUUGAGGUGAAGAUAACAUUUCCCCAUAGUCAUCAAGCACUGUCAGUUUUCGAAAAAUUUACCGCUACUGUUAUCUUGGAGUCUUGCAUUAUUCAUGAUGAAUUGUUGUUGAAACAGUUGCAGGUUCAUUUGGUUUUGCCAUCACUUUCUGUACAUUUCUCACCAUCAAUAUAUGGUGCAGUUGUGGAAUGCUUUGCAUAUCUAGAUAUUCCAGAGUCAAAAUCAGAAUUAAAAAUCCAUGGAAGGCUCGAUUUGUCUGAGUUCAAUAUGGAGGAGCCAAGGAGUUCUAUUUUUCAGUAUUCUGUUGCUGCUAAUUUAAACUGUGUUUGUUUCCAUGUUGACCUUGCAGAUGAUGUUGAAAAUAGUUUGGUUCUCAUCUUUGCUCUGGGGGAGUUGGACAUGCAGUAUUAUUCACAAGAACAAAUGGACAAGUGUAGUGUCUCUGUGAGGACUCUGAAGAUUAACACAUCUGUGGUGAAAGAUGGGACUACCGAACAUAUAUUGUGCUUGUCGAAGAAUAUUUCUGCUGCAAAUUCUGUGCAUGAGCAUAAAAUGGGUUUUGAGCUUGGCAAGUCAAAUGACAGUUGCGGUGACCGAAGUGCGUUAGCUGAAGGAUGCUUUCUUUUACACUAUGAAUCAUCAAGAAGUGUGGGCAUAAUUUGCCGAAGGUUCACAGUGUUCCUGAAUGAUGUUGAUAUUCAUUGCUACCCUAAUAUUUUUCGAAUGCUGCUUGAAUUUUAUGAUAGAAUGUCUACACAUGUUGCUCACUCAUCAGCUUCUUCUGAAGUGGACUCCUCUGGCUUUUGUGAGGAAUUUAAGUGCCCACAGCUGGAAUCAGUUUUUGAGUCCCAAACUUUUGGUUUUUCAAACUUCUGCAGAACUGAAGCCACUAGUAUGGCUGGCAUUCCUUUGGAUAAUUUUCCUUUCAUAACAAUUCACCAAUCUGGUUGUUUCAGUAACCUUGAAAGUUCACUUGUCUAUAGCAUUCCUCAAUGGAGAAGGAAUUUCCAAGUUGGAGAUAGAAAUUCUGUUAGAAGCCCAAAGUUCGGCAUAUGGAAGAGGUCAGAGAUGUUUAAAGUCCCAACAAUUAAACCAUCCAUUGCUGGUGCAUUUGGUACGUCUGCGAGUUGUAAGGAUGCUGAUUCAGUAGUUGUCUUGUUGGAUUUCAAUGGAAUCAGAGUACAUUUUCAUGAUUCUUCCUGCACUCUAGCAACUCUAACACUAACAGCCUCUAAAUCCUUACUUUUUUUCCAUGGGAUCCACUAUUGGGAUGUAUUAUGUUCUGUUGACAAAUUAUUACUCUCUUCAUCAUGGUCUAGCCAAAAUUUCCAGGAGUAUCUAUGGGGUUCCUCAUUACCGAAUCUUUCUUCUGUACUUAAUAUUCGCUUGAGGAAAGUAAAUGGUGGAGCAUUGGGUUCCCAAAUUGAAAUAAGCAUAGGCAUUCAGCAUGUAUGCUGUGUUUUAAUGUCUGAAUUUUUGGCCAUUAUAAUUGGUUACUUUUCUUCCCCUGACUGGAAUCCAAAUGGAAAUAAGCAAUGUAUUGCUGAAAAUCAUGAGUAUGAUGCACAAAUUAGUGUUUCUUACAAGAUUGAGAUCCUUGACUCUCUAUUGAUUUUACCCCUGGAGGACAAUGAACAUCAAUCUGUACAACUAGAACCUCAACAACUAUAUUUAAGUUUCGUCCAAGGGUGCAGCUCAGUAUAUGCUGUAAAUGGCAUUCCUUGUGAAUGUAUGGUUCCAGCAAAUAAUCUUUCUGAUAAAGUUGACCUUCUGAAUGUAUUUGGGCGCGAUGUAUCUCUAUCACUUCUGCUAAUCAAGGAUGAAGAACAAUCUUCUUCAGAGCUUCAUCAAGAUACUCAACUUGUCUCCUUGAUUGCAGCACUAGAUGCAGAUUUAUGGGUCAGAAUUCCAUGUGAAAGUGAAACCUUUUGUGGAGACUCUUCUGCUCCCACAUGUGUCAUGAUGAAGGUUGGCAAUUGUCAGGUUAUUUCCCAAGAUGACUAUCUUUUUUAUGGUGUUGAGACUAUUGUGACUUUGAUUAGUCAGCUGUCAUCAGUUAACAGAGAAUCUAAAGGCUUUACUUCGGAUGUCUUCCAGUUUCGGCAGUUCAAGAGGAGUUUAAGAGAGGAUCAUGCUAUUCAUCCUGAUGCCUCUAGUGUAAACUUCACCAUUUUUAGAUGUUGUGUCAAUGCACUGUAUAUAAAAUUAUAUCAUUCUAGGGGAGGACAAUCUGUUCCAUCAAAACUGAUAGCUGAGGCAGCCAUGCAGUUUAAAUUAUCGGCAUCAUUUAAAAAUGAGACACCAUUAUGUUUGGAUGUUGAUUUCUCUUCUCUGACUCUGUAUUCAUUUCAUACUUCUGCUAUCUUAGUCCACUGUACUUCCGAGGGUUCAGUUUCUUCGGGUAUCAAUGUUCAUUUCUCCAAAUCAGAUGAAGCUGGCACUGAGCUAGUAGUUAGUAUAUCUUCUCUUGACAUUUGGUUACACUUGUCAGACUGGAGGGAAGUCAUUGACCUUGUGGUUUCCCAUACUCAGCCCUUAGCCAAGACUUCCAUCGUGAUUGGGUCAACUAUUAAUUCAGAUAUCCAUUCAGUGAAACUGACAGAAAAUACAGGCUCAAUUUUGCUGCAAAAUGCUCCAGAAUCUCCCAAGUCAUCAACUUCUUUUGUAUCCGGAAAUAUCAUGCAAGAUCCUGUUCAUCUUAUUGUGAAAGCAGAGAAUAUUGGCAUUUCAUUUCAUUUCCCUGUUUGGGUCAAGGAAGAAGUGUUGGAUAAAUAUGGAUCAGCAGAAGCUCAAAAGGAGAUCCUUAGGAAAUUAUCUACUGAAAUAACUGAAGGAACUGCAGCCUUUCAACCAAAGCAUGCUAAAUAUAUUGCAGUUACUCUGCAUGGUAGAGGUAGUCAAUUAACAAUUUGUGGCACAAGUACAAAAUUUAAUUUUAAUGUGGAAAAGACAAGUGGGAGGCUGGAAGAUGUCAAGGAUGGAAGAGUUUUCUCUUGGCCUUUCUUCAAGUUAUAUCAUGUUAAUGUAGCUGGAGAAAUACACGAUAAGAAGGGACUUGUACAUGCCUCAUCUGAUCUACAAAUUGAAAAUUUAGAUGUAUGGCUGUCAUAUCAUACAUUUAACUUCUGGCAUGGUAUUGGUUUCGAGACUUUUGAAGCAGGAUCAUCAGACUUUUCCUUUGGAACCAUUAAUUUUAAGGUGCAUUUGAAAAAGGCUUCUAUUCUUCUAUCUGAUGGAAGGUGGAUUUGCAAUGGACCCCUUCUUGUGAUCUUGGUGAGGAAUCUGCUUUUGCAUGCUUACAUAACAAAUGAUAACAUGGAGACCUCAGUUUCCGGUGACCUUCGCGUGAACUACAAUAACAUUGACAAGGUCAUGUGGGAGCCUUUUGUAGAGCCAUGGAAGUUUCAGCUAAACAUCAUCAGAAAAAAUGAGCAGAGCGCUCUUCUGAACACUUCUUUCAUUACGAAUUUUCAUUUGAUGUCAACAACACAACUUAAUUUGAACCUUACAGAACCCCUGAUUGAGGUUAUUUGCAGGGUGAAAGAGAUGAUGAAAGAUGCUUGCAAUCAGGUUGGGUUGAAUGAUCUUCCUGAAAGGCAGACAUUCCUGGAAUGUCAAACCAGUGACAGUGAAUAUACAAGAAGAUAUGCCCCCUACAUACUCCAAAAUGAGACAUCUUUGCCCCUAUCCUUCCAGCUGUACUCUGGGUCUGUUAAUGGGGAUGAUUCUGAUAUACUAGCAGUGAAAGAUGGGAAUUUUGUCCCACCAGAUUCUUCUGUUCCAAUUUACAUUGACAAAACUCCAGAGGAACAGAUAUUUUGUUUCAGGCCAGGUAACUCUUCUGAUAGACUCAGUGAAAAAAAAUCAAAUGGGGUUUUGCAUCAUAAGAUAUCAAUUCAACUUGAUGGAACAUCUAGGCCGUCUCCUCCCAUAUCAAUGGACAUCGUAGGCCUCAGCUAUUUUGAGGUAGAUUUUUCUCAAGCAUCAGAUAAAAGAGUAGACAAAAAUGAGGUUGCUUUGAAGUACAAUAGAAAAAUUGUAGAGAAAAGUAGAACGGAUGCAGGUGAUAGAUUUGUUGUUCCUGUGGUGUUUGAUGUCUCUGUACAGCGUUACAGCAAGUUAGUGCGAUUAUACUCAACGGUCAUACUAUACAAUUCAACUACAAUGCCGUUGGAACUACGAUUCGAUAUUCCAUUUGGUGUAUCCCCAAAGGUUCUGGAUCCGAUAUAUCCUGGUAAGGAGUUUCCACUGACUUUGCAUUUGGCUGAAGCCGGUCGCAUUAGAUGGCGUCCAAUUGGUAGUAGUUACCUGUGGAGUGAAGCACAUCAGCUAUCAAAUAUUCUCUCACAUGAAAACAGGCUUGGAUUUAUGAGAUCUUUUGUUUGCUAUCCAUCUCAUCCCAGUAGUGAUCCCUUUCGCUGUUGUGUCUCAGUGGAAGAUAUCAUACUGCCUUCAUCCAAUGUGCCAAAGAAGGGUUCACCUCUUUGUGUCAGAGAAAUUGUGAAGCAAUCUGCCAAAAAUGAUGCUGAAGGCGUGCGCAAACUGGAGAAGUCAAAAAAACGAUUUAUCCACCGGGUGGCAUUAAUUACUCCAUUUUUGGUGAAGAACUAUUUACCAAGGGCAGUAUCAUUGACCAUAGAAAGUGGAGGAGUUACUCGUACAGUAUCCGUUCCAGAGGUGGAAACUGCUUCUAUUUUUCACAUUGAUUCUACUCAUGACCUGGGGAUAGUGUUUCAUGUGCAUGGAUUCAAACAAACCGUUUCAAAGUUUCCACGUGCAGAAAAAUUUACAGAAGUGUCUAAGUUCAGUGAAGCCAAGUUUUCUUCAUAUGAAACAUUGACAUUUUAUCCUGAGUUAUCCAAUGGUCCUGUACAUCUUACUCUGGAGAAGGUGAUGGAUCCGUUCUGUGGUGCACGGGAACUUUGCAUCUCUGUACCGUUUUUGCUAUAUAAUUGUACUGCAUUGUCUCUUAUCAUUGCUGAUUCUGGCAAUGAAAUGAAAGGAAACUGCGACAGUAUUCCUUCUUGUUACCAUUUAAUUGGGCAGGAAAAACUUAUGGCCAGAAAACAAGGCCUUGGCCUUAUAUUUUCUAAGCAUGGUGCAAAUGCCACUGACCAAAAUAUUGAUGAUUUGAGAAAUUCACUCCCAACAAAUGUUUUCAUCUCAUUAAGGGAGAAUCAUAACCUGUUUACCUAUAGGUCUCUUGGCAAUGAUUUUAUUUCAUCAGAUUCUUCUACAUAUUCUCUUGAGCAUGUUCACAGCAGUGAUACUUGUGCUCAAAAGGCUACUGAAAGCAGUUCAAAGCACAUAAAGAGUGAAAUGAGUGUUUUUGAAGAAGGUGAAAAGAGUUCUUAUCAUUAUGACAACAACAGCAGAAAGGUUAAGGCAUGCAUGUAUUCUCCUCAUCCCAUUUCCUCUGCAAGUGAACUUAUGGUUCGAUUGAGCACAAGCUUCUCUGAAACUAUGAGUGAAAAUUUCCAAAGUUCUUGGUCUAGUCCAUUUUUUCUUGUUCCACCAAGUGGCUCAACUAGUGUGCUCAUUCCUCAACCAUCUACAGCUGGAGUAUUUAUAAUAUCUGUGACAUCAAGUCCAGUUACUGGACCUUUUUCUACAAGAACAAGAGCCAUAACUUUCCAACCCAGGUAUGUUAUUAGUAAUGCUUGCAGCAAGGAAUUGUCUUUCAAGCAAAAGGGAACUGAUGUUCUUUUCAACCUUGGAGUUGGGCAACAUUCUCAUCUUCACUGGACUGAUACAACAAGGGAGUUACUAGUUUCAAUUCGCUUCCAUGAACCUGGAUGGCUUUGGUCGGGAAGCUUCUACCCUGAUCAUAUAGGUGAUACGCAGAUGAAAAUGCGAAAUUAUGUUUCUGGUGCAUCAAAUAUGAUACGUGUUGAGGUUCAGAAUGCUGAUGUUUCCAUCAAAGAUGACAAAAUUGUUGGCAGUUCCCAAGGAAAAUCAGGGACAUACUUGAUUCUUCUAUCAGAUGAUGACACUAGCUUUAUGCCGUACAGAAUUGACAAUUUCUCAAAGGAGAAAUUACGAAUUUAUCAGCAAAAAUGUGAAACUUUUGACACAACUGUCCAUUCUUACACAUCUUUCCCUUAUGCUUGGGAUGAACCAUGCUUUCCUCAUCGUCUCGUCAUUGAGGUACCUGGAGAGCGUGUUUUGGGGUCAUUCGACCUUGAUCAAGUGAAGGACUAUGUACCUGUAUGCUUACCUUCGACACCCGAGAAACCUGAAAGAAAAUUGUUUGUCUCUAUCCACGCUGAAGGAGCUAUUAAGGUACUCAGUAUCAUUGAUUCAAGUUACCAUCUCUUGAAAGAUAUGAAGAAGACUCAUUCUCCUAGCUUCAAAGGAAAAAACAAAGCUGGUCAGGAGGAGAAAAUUGUUGAUUACACUGAGAGAAUUUCUGUUCAUUUGUCAUUUAUUGGAGUUUCUUUGAUGAACUCUCAACCACAGGAAUUGCUUUUUAUAUGUGCAAAGGACACUAAGAUAGAUGUACUGCAGAGUGUGGAUCAACAAAAGUUCUCCUUCCAAAUCUAUUCAUUGCAAAUUGACAACCAACUGCAUAAUACUCCAUAUCCUGUUAUCCUGUCCUUUGAUCAUGCACACAGAGGAAAUUCAGCCAACCAGGUGAAGAAUAUGGAUUACAGCUCUAAGGUCAAGAAUGGAAAUGUGAUACACGUUGCCUCCGACAAUUCAUGUACACCGAUGUUAUGUUUAUCUGCUGCAAAAUGGAGAACAAAGGAAAUCUCAUUGGUUUCUUUUGAAUAUAUAAGUUUAAGAUUGGCAGCUUUGCGUCUUGAGCUUGAGGAAGAAGUGGUUUUAAGCUUGUUUGAAUUUGUUAGAACAGUGAUCUCAAGGUUGCAGAACAGAGCAUUGCCUCAUCAAGAUUCGUCACUGAAUUCUCUUGUCUAUACUACAGACGAUGGGAAUCCAGCAUUACCUUCAGUAGUUCCGAUUGGAGCUCCUUGGCAGCAAAUUUACCUCUUAGCAAGGAGGCAGAAAAAGAUAUAUGUUGAAAUUUUUGAUGUAGAUCCUAUCAAAUUGACUUUAAGUUUCUCUAGCACUCCCUGGUUGCAUAGGAAUUAUGAUCUUACACCAGCAGAAUCUCUAGUUCACAUCGGUGGCACUGCUGUUCAGAGAAGCCUUAUGGCUCUUGCGGAUGUUGAGGAAGCACCAGUCUAUCUUCGCCAACUCACCAUCAUGCAUCAUAUGGCUAGCUGGGAAUCUAUUCUAGAUAUCCUCAUCAGGCACUAUACUUGGCAAUUCCUGCAUGAAAUGUACAAGGUAUUUGGUUCUGCUGGUGUAUUUGGUAAUCCAAUGGGCUUUGCGAGGAAUGUGGGACUUGGCAUAAAAGAUUUCUUAUCGGUUCCUGCUAGGGGCAUUUUGCAGAGUCCUUCUGGCCUAAUUACCGGCAUGGCACAAGGUACCACAAGUCUACUUAGUAACACCAUCUAUGCAGUUAGUAAUGCUGCAACUCAGUUCAGUAAAGCUGCACAUAAGGGUGUUGCUGCAUUUACAUUUGAUGACCAUGCUGUUACCCAAAUGGAGAAGCAGCAGAAAGGUGUAUUAAAUGAAUUCUUAGAGGGUCUCACUGGAUUCCUUCAAUCACCAAUUAAAGGAGCUGAGAAACAUGGCCUUCCCGGUGUCCUAUCAGGAAUAGCCCUUGGAACUGCUGGGCUUGUAGCCAGACCAGUGGCCAGCAUUCUUGAAGUCACUGGAAAAACUGCACAGAGCAUUAGAAACAGAAGCAACCCUCACCAAUCACACCAUUUUCGUGUGCGCUUUCCGAGGCCUCUAGCCAGAGAGUUGCCCCUGAGGCCCUAUUCCUGGGAAGAAGCAAUUGGGACAUGGAUGCUAUUGGAAGCGGAUGAAAGAAAGUUCAAGGAUGAGAUAUUUGUUAUGUGCAAAAUGCUUAAACAGUCGGGGAAGUUUGUUAUAAUGACUUUAAGAGUCAUCUUGGUUGUUUGUUGUUCGAGCUUGGAGGGAUUGGGUACAACAGAAUUCCAAGGUGUUGCAGAUCCAGAGUGGGUGAUAGAAGUAGAGAUGGGCUUGGAGAGUGUGAUUCAUGUUGAUAGAGAAGAGGAGGUGGUGAACAUAGUAGGAAGCCGUUCAGAUAACUUCUUAAAGCAGCAUGAAUCAAAAAGAGGUGGCUCAAGGACAAAGCAAUGCAGCACUCCCGCCUCAGUGCCGCUUUUUCAGAUGAGUAUAGAAUUGGUAACCAAGGAAGAGGCAGAGGAUGUUUUACAGGUACUAUUGGCUACAAUCGAACAUGGAAAGGAUCAAGGUUGGGGAUUACAUGUUUUGCAUCAAGGUAAUAUCCGUUGAAGGCUCAUGUUAUCAAUACCAAUUUGUGCUCAUGUUUGAUGAAGUAGGAGUGGACGA